AUGUCCUCGAGCUCUUCGGCAUUGGACGUGCCGCUUGUAGAAGUCAUCUGCAGCUAUCCAACCCGCGAGGUGCUAUGCGCCGAGUGUCCCGCACUGCUGCUGCUCGUCUACCAGCACGUUGUAGCGGAGCUGCAGGCGGGGCGACGCGCUGUGGACGUGUUCCGUGGCACCUCUCGACAGGACCAUCUGAGCGAACUGCUCGCUGUGCGCUCCUUGUCGAAGCUGUUUGAGCGUCUUUACCCGCUGUCACAGUCUUGCAGCCUCGAUGAGAGCACUGCGGGCUCGCAGUUCUGGGGGCAGGUACGGGUGACGUUGGAGGCCGCGUGGGCCCCGCCGCACGACGCCAAGGCGCGUGCCCUUCUUACGCAGGUACGCGGCCAGCCGCGGUUCCACUUUUGCGGGCCGCACGACGCCGAGACACCCGGGGAGGGCUACCCACUGCACCCCGUAUCCCUGGAGCGGGCCUUGGCAGCAAGCAAGCGCUUUCUCCGCACUGCGAUGACCUGCGCACUGGACGGGUCAACGGAUGCCCUGGCGGGGCGGCAACCGGAACUGCGCGCGGUGCUGCAGCUGGCCCACCUGGUUCCCGAUACUCCGUCGACGGGAGCACCUCCGAAGAAAGGAGUCACGCCGGAGGGGAUCAGCUUCUGCAUGGUGUCGCUGCAGCAGCGGUGGUGGGUGCUGGUGAACGCGGCGCUGGAGCGCGUUCUGCUGCUCACUCGCGCUGUCGUGAACAGGAACGGUAGCACGAGCGCCAGCAGCGGCGUCACAAAGCCGCUUCUGUGGCAGCUGCUGGCUGUGCUGUCGGUGCUAGACACUGCGCACUACGUCUUCGCCUUCCCAGAGAGGGAGCAGGAUCUCGCGGCUCACCAUCUUCUCGCACGGCUGUCCGAGGUCGGUCUGGUGUACCCCUUACUCAGCAACGACCGCAAGUGCUUUGUCUUGAGUCCUGACUUCCUGCACGCCAUUCACUGGCACGCGAGUGCGCCGCUCUCCCUCACCUUCAACCAUCACCUCGUGCGAAGCGUUAGCGGUGCCGGCGUCGGCGACAUACGGCGCGAGGACACCGACACCAUCAUCACCGAAACGAACUUCCGUCUGUACGCCUACACCGACGAUGCCGACCUGCUCAACAUUUUGAACCAGUUCGCGGAGCUGGAGGAGAUUGUGAACGGGAAUCUCCACUGCUACCGGGUGACGCGGGACAGCUUUGCUGCCGCGAUGCGCAAGGGCAUUACUGCCGCGCAGGUGCUACGCUUUCUUUCGCUGCGAGCGCACCCCAGCAUGCUUCGCCGGCACGGGGAGCGGGAGGAGAGCGGUGACACGGCAGCGCCAUCAUCCGCUGGCGGGGUCUCCUCUUCCUUGACUUUUUCAGCGCCCCAUCGUCGCGGGGCGGUUCCGGGUACGUGUGGGGGCACCACCGCCAUUGAUGCGGUGUCGACGAUUGUGGUUCCGCAGUCCUUCUGCGACCAAAUGCGCAUGUGGGAGAGCGAGUGUCACCGCGUGGUGUUUGAGCACCACGUUGUCCUGCUACGCCACAUGUCAAUGGAGCAGCAGAAGGCGGUGACAGCGUAUUUGGCCGAUGCGGGGGAGGUCGAUGCCAUUGUGCACGCCGAGCGCGGCUACAUGGUGAUUCGUGAGGAGGUUUUCGAGCGCCUUGUCGCACCACUUCUGGGGUGA
Leishmania mexicana MHOM/GT/2001/U1103 is the source of this 1680-nucleotide messenger RNA. RefSeq lists its product as hypothetical. Lineage: Eukaryota; Euglenozoa; Kinetoplastea; Trypanosomatida; Trypanosomatidae. The transcript has a single exon. The coding region runs from base 1 to 1680 and encodes 559 amino acids. Gene Ontology annotation, cellular component: transcription factor TFIIH holo complex; transcription factor TFIIH core complex. Gene Ontology annotation, biological process: nucleotide-excision repair. Gene Ontology annotation, molecular function: double-stranded DNA binding; ATPase activator activity. The record is from RefSeq and is a predicted model, not a curated record.